This is a messenger RNA of Homarus americanus (American lobster), 2808 nucleotides long. Its product is annotated as peptidyl-prolyl cis-trans isomerase FKBP4-like. NCBI's taxonomy places the organism in Eukaryota, Metazoa, Arthropoda, Malacostraca, Decapoda, Nephropidae. Gene Ontology annotation, molecular function: peptidyl-prolyl cis-trans isomerase activity; protein binding. The transcript has 10 exons. The record is from RefSeq and is a predicted model, not a curated record. The coding region runs from base 166 to 1545 and encodes 459 amino acids.
AUGUUAGUAAUAAGGUUGGGGAGUGCUAGAGUUAGCAGGGUGACCACCGCUGGCUGCUGGGGCUGGGAACAGUGUGGAGAUCGACGCUUUGCGGUGGACGAGCUUCAAUGUCAUACAUAUCUCGCUAACGACUUUAUCUAUAAUAGGGUCUAAAAACUGGUGACAAUGGGUGGUGAGGAACUGGAGACAAAUGCAGUUGAUCUGUCUCCAAACAAAGAUGGUGGUGUUUUAAAAGAGAUUAUACACCCAGGGGACAGUGAAGCAGGGCCCUUGCAAGGUGAUCGUGUAUCUGUCCACUAUAUAGGAACACUUGAGGAAGAUGGAACAAAAUUUGACUCUAGUCGGGACAGAGGGGAACGUUUUGAAUUCACCCUCGGGAAAGGUGAAGUUAUCAAGGCUUGGGAUUUGGGUGUGGCAAGUAUGAAGAAAGGGGAGAUAGCCAGUUUGACUUGUAAAAGUGAAUAUGCUUAUGGGGAGCGAGGCAGUCCACCCAAGAUACCGCCCAAUGCUACGUUGGUGUUUGAGGUUGAGUUGUAUGAGUGGCAUGGUGAAGAUCUCAGCUCUAAAAAAGACGGUGGUAUUAUACGUAGAAAUAUUGUUGCAGGGGAAGGCUACCUGACCCCCAAUGAUGGUGCAAUUGUUGAUGUUUGUGUUCUUGGUAAAGUAAAUGGUACUAUAUUUGACAACAGAGAAGUGAAAUUCCCUCUUGGUGAAGGAACAGAGCACAAUAUUCCAGAAGGCCUAGAGAGAGCACUAGAGAGAUUUAAGAAGGGGGAGAAGUCAACCAUCAAACUUUCACCAAAGUAUGCAUUUGGAUCUGCAGGGAAUGUCAUCAUUGGUGUUCCACCUGGUGCCUCUCUGGAAUAUGAGGUCGAAUUGCGGAAUUUUGAAAAGGCAAAAGAAUCUUGGGAAAUGGACCAAGAAGAGAAAAUUGAUCAGGCCAAGGCAUGCAAAGAUAGAGGAACCACUUUCUUCAAGGAAGAUAAAUAUCGACUAGCAGUAAAGCAGUACAAGAAAAUAAUUGAUCUUCUCCAGUAUGAUAAUGGAUUGGAUGAUGAAAAAAAAGCUGAAAGUCACAUGCUUCUUUUGGCUGGAUAUUUGAAUCUUGCUAUGGCUUAUCUGAAAUUGAAUGACAAUCCUCGUGCAAGAGAGCAUUCCACUAAGGCUCUUGAGUUGGAUAACAAGAAUGUUAAAGCUUAUUUUAGAAGAGGCCAGGCCAAUCUAAACAUGGGUGAAGCAGAACAAGCUCAAAUGGAUUUUCAAGCUUGCCUUGACCUAGAUCAAACUAAUAAAGCUACUAAGCAACAGUUACAGCGGUGUGCUGCCCAAAUCAAGGCAGAUAAGAUGAAAGAGAAGGAGCUUUAUGGAGGCAUGUUUGAUAAGUUUGCCAGACAAGACAGAGCAAGAGAAGAGGCUGAAGCCAACAGGUGGAAGGAUGUGAUGGCUGGCGAUUUAGGUGAAUGGGGUAAUGCUGAUGAGAAAAAUGACUGUGGUAAAAGUGAACUUUCUAAAUUAGUAAAUAUUGAUGGAGUUCAGAUGCUGUAAUGCUGCUGGCUUUUUCUCAUUUUCCAUUAAUUUAAUGGACUUUUAGGGUAUUGUGUGAUGUCAUGUCAUGACAUACCGGUAAUUUAAGAAGGAUUUUAGUUUUGAUGAAGUACUAUACUACAUGUGGUCAACUCUACUGUGUGGCUCAAAUGUUAAGUGAAGAAAGUCAGAAAAUUGGAAGUUUUUGAAAUGUGGCAGGAAACUACCCGAUAUCAUACUUGAGAAUCCUACAAAUGGCAAAUGUUACAAGAAAGUGAUACUGUAUCUAUUGGUACUGUACCUCAAGAAGUAGAACAUUUUCACAUGUUGAACAAACUGUACUAUAAGGUGAGAAACAGGAAGGAAGAAACAGAGCAGAAUGAAGGAAGAUCAUUAAAGAAUGGAGUGGAAUGACAUGCAAGUGUGAGGCAUUUUCCUGGAAAGUAAGAGCCAGACACCUGGUGAUCCAUGGGAGAAGAUGUUGAUGGUGAUGGCUCUGUAGACAUUUGAAUUGAUGGAAAUAACCAAGUGAUAUUCUGAAACAUUGACAUUUAAUUAAUGUGUAAGAAAAUAAAUACAAGAAUUGGACUUUUUCACCUGCUUCAGAGGAUGGAGCUACUGGUGGGGUAACUAAAGUUGCCCAUAAUGCUGGUUUACAAGUAACCCUCCCCCCUCCCUCCUCCUGUACUGUACUGUAUAUUGAAAUGAAGUUUACUGUAUUUAAGCUUUUGCACACGGCUACCAAUACUUGCUUUAUGCUCAUAUCAACAAAUACCACCCAGGGUAUUUGAAGCUUAAAUUUUUUGGUAAUUAUUGAUGACUGACUCGCUGGCGAUUUUUCAUAGUAAACGAUUAUAAAAAUGCUGCAAUUUCACUUUGUUUUGUAGUGGACACUCAUAGUUUGUGCAAAUGUGUUAAAAAGUAGUCAUUUAUAAUUUUUAUCUAACCUAUCCUUAGUUGAUAAGAAAAACGAGUGGCAGAAGCAAUGCUAGAAGAUCUCACCAACCUAACCAAAGAAACCUACCUAACUUGGAGCCCCACACCCCAUAUUUUGUGGACGUGAGAGCAGCCACCCAACCGGUGAGUCUUAUAAAGUAAAGUAGACUGAGCAUAGGCCUUGAUCGGAACACGGCACAGAGGAGUGUUUUGAAAUACUUCAAUAUGAUUAGCCGUUUACAUACGGGGAUGAGAUGUCACCGCCGCAUUACUGCCGAGAGGACAAAGUAGUGUUCACCUAGGCACUAAUUAUCUACCAAACAAAGGAUUUGCACAAGAAAUUUUUAU